CACAUCCGGGUCCCGGCGCUGGCCCCGCCGGCGCCGCCGCGCCGCUGUCCCCUUCGCGGGCGCCGCAUAAAGUUUUGUUGAGAGCGGGCGGCCGAGGCCCAGCCGCCGCCUCCAGCUUUAACGGACGGAGGCCGGGAGGCCGCCUCGUUCCGCGCCGGGUGGGUCGGGGCGCCCUGAGGGCAGCCCGGGGGGAGCGGCGGCGGCGGCGGCGGCGCGGCCGGGCUUGUGAGCUGAAUUGGAAGAACUGAUUGUUAUUUUUGAAGUGAAGACUUCACCACUGACGUCUAUGUGUUUAUUUGUCAGCGUCCAAGAAAUAAUACAGCUCAUCAGUGGCAAUAACUGCUUUUGAUACACACUGACAUUUAUUUGAAAGCAAGAAUAACAACAAAAAAAAAAAACAGGCAAAACCCAGCAAAUCUUUUGAAGACUUGUGUCAAAUGACGUCAAUGGCCAGUUUGUUCUCCUUUACUAGCCCAGCUGUAAAGCGUCUGUUGGGCUGGAAACAAGGAGAUGAAGAGGAAAAAUGGGCAGAAAAAGCUGUUGAUGCUUUGGUAAAAAAGCUGAAAAAGAAGAAAGGUGCUAUGGAAGAACUGGAGAAAGCCUUGAGCAGUCCAGGACAGCCCAGCAAGUGUGUUACGAUCCCCCGUUCUUUAGAUGGACGACUUCAGGUUUCUCACAGAAAAGGCCUUCCUCAUGUAAUUUACUGUCGUGUCUGGCGUUGGCCUGAUCUACAAAGCCAUCAUGAGCUGAAGCCAUUGGAUAUUUGUGAAUUCCCUUUUGGAUCUAAACAGAAGGAAGUCUGCAUCAAUCCUUACCACUAUAAGAGGGUGGAGAGCCCAGUUCUACCUCCAGUGUUAGUGCCUAGACAUAGUGAAUUCAAUCCACAGCACAGUCUACUAGUUCAGUUCAGGAACCUAAGCCACAAUGAACCACAUAUGCCACAUAAUGCGACAUUUCCAGAUUCUUUCCAGCAACCCAACAGCACUCCAUUUUCCAUUUCACCAAACAGUCCCUAUCCGCCCUCUCCAGCCAGCAGCACUUACCCAAGCUCCCCAGCUAGCUCUGGACCAUCUAGUCCAUUUCAGCUACCUGCUGAUACUCCACCUCCUGCAUAUAUGCCCCCUGAUGAUCAAAUGGGGCAGGAUAACUCUCAGUCUAUGGACACAAGCAAUACAAUGAUCCCUCAAAUCAUGCCAAAUAUAUCUACCAGAGAUGUUCAGCCUGUUGCCUAUGAAGAACCCAAGCACUGGUGUUCGAUUGUGUAUUACGAAUUAAAUAACCGUGUUGGAGAGGCCUUUCAUGCAUCUUCUACAAGUGUCUUAGUAGAUGGGUUUACAGAUCCCUCCAAUAAUAAGAACAGGUUCUGCUUAGGUUUGCUCUCAAAUGUUAACCGCAACUCAACAAUUGAGAACACUAGACGACAUAUUGGGAAAGGAGUUCAUCUCUACUAUGUUGGUGGGGAAGUCUAUGCUGAGUGUUUAAGUGACAGCAGCAUAUUUGUACAGAGCAGGAACUGCAACUACCACCACGGCUUUCAUCCGACAACUGUAUGCAAGAUUCCUAGUGGAUGCAGCCUGAAAAUUUUUAACAAUCAGGAAUUUGCUCAGCUUUUAGCUCAGUCUGUCAACCAUGGAUUUGAAGCAGUGUAUGAGCUCACCAAAAUGUGCACCAUUCGAAUGAGUUUUGUAAAGGGGUGGGGAGCUGAAUAUCACCGACAAGAUGUCACGAGCACCCCAUGCUGGAUAGAAAUUCAUCUUCAUGGGCCCCUCCAGUGGCUGGAUAAAGUACUUACGCAAAUGGGCUCUCCUCUUAAUCCCAUUUCAUCUGUUUCAUAGUGCUGAAAUUCCAUCUUCAGCCUUAUUUUUAGUGAACUUAUUCGAAUUCUAGAGAAACUUCCAGUGUGGAUACUGUGAGCUAUAUGGAGAAUGGAUCGUAUGGUUUAACUUUCUUUUUUUUUAAAUCCCAUUGUGACCAAUUCCAUUGUGUAUAGCUGAGCAGUUUUACAUUUCAAUUUGUUCUUGUGAUGCUUAAGUGACAGUUGAGCCCUAAGGGAAAAAAAAAAAAAAUCUGUUGGAAAAAUUCAGAACCCUUUUCCCCUCCUUGGAGUAGAACUUAAACAGGCAUAUGUCUUAACUGGAAAUUAUUUUUUGUCCUGUAGGGACAAGAAUUAUGAAGACUGAAUUCAGAAAAUAAAUACAUAUCAUAGUUUGGGUUUUUUUUAAUGUUUAUAAAAAUGUUUGAACAUGUGCAGCUCCAGCUUGCAAGCUGUAUUUUUAGUGUAGUUGCUUAACAAAUUAAGUUUGACAUCUGUCAUAAACAAAAUUAGGCUUUAUUAUGGCUAAUUUGCCUAAUUGAACAAUGUGACUUUUUUUAAUGUACACAUGAAAUAUACUUUUUACAGAUAUUGGAGUGGUGUAAAAACACUUUGUCUAUUGGAAAAUGCUGUCAUAAACACAUUGUAUAUGAAUGCAGAAUAGCAGUUCUUAGUCUUUUCCCACUUCAGUUUUGUAAUAUUGCUUUUAACCACCGUUUUAAAUAGUAACUGAUACAAGAUAACAUCUUGCACGUUUCUGGAGUAGUAAUUUUUGUUUUUCUUUGACUUACACUCAUGCCAUUUGGAUGUGGUUGCCAAGGCCUAUUUCUUUUUAGGUACCCUUCUCUAUUUUAACAUAAACACUAGUAUUUGUAAAUGGCAAUGCUUGCUACUUUUUCGAAGGAAUAAGUUUUUUGUUUUCUUUUUGGUGUUUUAGCUGUUUAUUUUGCCUGUCUGGAAUUGAUCUGUGUUAAGCCUUUUAAUCUCUCAGUAGACGUUAUGCAGUAUUAGUGAUUACACUGUAUUUAAUUCACCUUCAGUAUGAGUUUGAGUCUCUUUGAAAACUGCGAGUGGCUUAGCGAAUCAGUAAAUGAAUGCAGAAGCUCUUACUUCCAGAUCAUGGAAUUUAAUACAGACCUGUUGUCUUAAUGACCAAAAGUAAUCACUUCUUUGUAGACUACAUGAAACAGCGAUUUUUGAUCCUGUUCUUAGCAACAGGUGUUGGGUCAGAAUACUCAAAUUGGCAGCUUUAUGGAAAUCAAGGACUGCAUUAAUAUGAUGAGAUCUAUCUUUCUGUAAGGAAUUAUGUUGCCUCUGCUGUUGUAUUACUCGAUUUAAACACUGUACUAAACACUAAAAGAAAUCAGCUAAGUAACAUACGCAUAGUUUUCCCCAUUUAAAAAAAAAUAAUAAAAAAGAUUCAAAGAAAGUUCUAAGAGAAUUACAAGUGAAUUAUAUACAAAAUCCGUUUGCAUGCAGAAGAAGACCUAUGAUAUUUUUAAUUUUUUUUUAACUCCUCCUUUUUCCUGAACAACUCUUCAGGACAGGGUGCAAUGUCAAAGGGGAGAGGCUGAAAACUCCAAAAUGCAAACAGUUACUAAAAGAUGUGUUGCAGUGAACCACUGCAAUCCUGAGACAUUGAUUGCUUACACAAGUUCUUUUGUCUUCUGUUGAAUGACAGUUUCUGCUCAAACGUGGAAAUCACGCAUUAUAUGGUACCUAAGUAAGAGAUCAUCUUAAAGGAGAAAAAUUGUUUACGUGUCAUUAAAAAUGUUUCUUAUGAAAUGCCUUAAAGGAAUAAAGAUAAUCUGUAACACUUCUGCAGAACCUUCAUGUUCUCUUGUACAGGAAUUUCUAUAUUACUUGGUGGUUUUGUUGUUGUUGUAUUUUUGUUCUUGUUUGUUUGUUGUUUUUUUUUUUUUAAAGCAGUUUCUCCAGUGCAUGUUAAAGCGAAUGUGCAUCUUCAGGAGAAGGAGACUAACACUAUUUGCCACUCACUUCUGGGGUCUUCUCUUUCAUUCUUCAGAACAGCAACCCUGUUGAUUGAAUAAGAUGCAAAGUCAUUCGGCCACAGGACCAGGCUUCCCGUUUUCCUCUCCCUAGGCCUGACUUCUAUCAAGUUGCUGAAUAUGUAUAUUUGACACUACAGAUAUUUUUCUUGACGAGCUUUUAAAAUGAAUGUCUUGGCACAUUGGAUCAAAGAAAGAUCUCAGUUGUAGGUACAAGCUUUUGCUUUAUCCAAAAUGUUUUUCACUUGGCUUCACCUCCGUUCACUUGUUUGGAUGCGGCUGACUAAACGACUCAAGAAUGGGUGCUGGAAGUAGGUGUUUGCAAGUCAAAGCUGCUGUAUUGUGGUUAGAUUGGCUACCCAUGCAAUGAACCAUAAUUUCUGCAAUACUCUCUAGUUAACCCACUUCUGAUGCUGUCAUUAAGUAUUAAAGUACUCUGGCAUUUCUGUGCUUGUGUACAUAUUCUUGAUCUGUAAUAUAUGCAGUGCUGGGGUUAUCCUUGCGGCUGCUGAUUUUGCCAGGGCAGGCUUGCAGGAGCAGACCAAGUAAACGAUUUGCCUUUGCUCUGCUUUUCUGUUCCUUUUAAGUAGGACUUAUUUUUGAGAGCUUCUUAGUUUGUCAGUGCGCCUACUGGUUCAUGGUGUUCCUAAUCACACUGAGUUUAUCUGUGCUGCUGAUAGAAAAUUCAGAUAGCAGUGCAUGGAUAAGUCGGAUGAGAACUGUUUGACACUAAUGACAUUUUAAGUGUAGCGAUAACAGAGAUUGUUGCUUCUGUUGCAGCACACUUGUGUGUAAGUCACUUUAUGUAGAUGGAGGGAUGGAGAAAUGAAACCAGCCAGUAAAGUGGUAGUGGAAGAUGAAGUGUUUUCAGUAUAGCCCAGCUUAGACUGAAUGUUACCCUUCAGCGAAAAAUGUUCUGGCUUUUGUAAGUGUGUUUUCUUCUUUUGAGGCAUGUUUCCUCUUACAACCAAACACAGCAAUAACAGCUUUGACAAUACCAGCAAGGAGCCUGGAACAGGCAUACACUGAACUUCUUUCUGGGUUUGCUUUUGUAGUCACUAAGAUAAGAUAUUAUCUUGGAUAUUCCUCCUUAGUGGGCAUCAGUCUUGCUGCCAGUCAGUCCAGCGCCUUGUGGAAGUAUUACAUUCAUUUAAUUGCAUUAGGCAUGAAGUAGUUACUCCUGAAGGGCUGACGUUGAUUUAUCGUAUCUGUAGGACCAAAUUAAAACUUGUAGUAUGGCUGACUGAUGAGAGACAACUCUAACAAAGCAUCCCAUUAACCAAAACAGUGACAGAAUAGCCUACACACUAUGAUUCUGAGUAGAACUGUUUAAAAUACUGGAAUUCUUUCGUUUUUUUUGCAUGGGGCUAUGGCUUUUUUUUCCCCACAGUAUUACGGUGUGAAAGUUGCCAGUUCUUGGGCAGAUACUCUUGUAGUGUAUGUCUAGACAGACGUUGAAAUGUGUCAAGCUUUUCCUUUAGUUUGAAAUGGUUUUUUUUUUGUAUAUUGUUUUAGUUACCCAAAGUACUGCUAGCGAUGGUCUUAAAGAAAACAACGAAACAUUUUCUAAACGUUUGGCUUCAAAAGACAAAUGUGACUAUUUUUUUUUUUUCUGUGUGGUUGUGAAGUUGCUGUUUAGGAAGGAAACCCAUUCUGAAUUCAAAUCAGUAGACCAAACCAUCCGAUUACAGCGUAAACUUGCUUUAUUGUGCUGCUCCAUAAGCCUGCUUCUGUGUUUGUUGCAAGCAUAACCUUUAUGCUUUUGUUUACAUUGUAGGAGACACAGUUCUAGCAAUGAGUUUUUCAUUUAACUCUAAGCAUCUUUUUGUUUUGUUAAUUUUAAAAUUACUAGGUUUUGCUAUGUUACGUUUUUAAAGGUAUUUUUUUGCAUUCUGCUGCUCGUAUUUCAAUAAACAUACAAAAACCAA
This is a messenger RNA of Numida meleagris (helmeted guineafowl), 5750 nucleotides long. RefSeq names its product SMAD family member 5 (gene SMAD5). The record is from RefSeq and is a predicted model, not a curated record. Gene Ontology annotation, biological process: anatomical structure morphogenesis; SMAD protein signal transduction; transforming growth factor beta receptor signaling pathway. The transcript has 7 exons. Gene Ontology annotation, molecular function: DNA-binding transcription factor activity, RNA polymerase II-specific; I-SMAD binding; RNA polymerase II cis-regulatory region sequence-specific DNA binding. Lineage: Eukaryota; Metazoa; Chordata; Aves; Galliformes; Numididae. Gene Ontology annotation, cellular component: heteromeric SMAD protein complex. The coding region runs from base 438 to 1835 and encodes 465 amino acids.